AUGUAUCAAAACAAUGACGGGAAGCCGGUUUUUCAUCUUUGGACAGACGCGCCCGAAAUUGAUGAGGGACGCAUCGCCGAUGGUCAAAUUCCCCAGGGGGAUGUUCUGCUAAAGUGCGAGGCUUGUGCGAAAAUUUUCGACGGCCGCCAGGCUGCUGCCGACCGGCUUUUGCAGCACACCCUCUUCCACGCGCCAUGUGUGCUCUUUAAGUGCACCGAGUGCAACUACACGAGCAGUUGCACAUCGGCUAUCCAACAUCACCGCGACAAAACGCAUGAGGGACGAGGAGACACCAGGGGCUUGAGAACCCGAGAAAAGUACGACUUCUUACUGCAGGCAUCCAUCCGCAACUUCCCGUCUCGCGCCGAAAAGCUCACCGAGCAUUUCGUGAUGUUGCGCGAAGGGCUGAACGGACAUGAUACCAGGGCGAUGACAUCUGCGAUCGGGCCCGUGGAUGCGGACGCGAGCACCUCGGAGGAUCACCCCCUUUUCACGCGCAUCAAGCCUGAACCGGUCUGCGACGACGAGGACCUGCAGAUCUCGGUCGCGAAGCCGCGCCACCAACUUCGCUUCCGCAUGUCGACCUCGAGCACUCGCGCCGCGAAGCAAGCCGCCUCACCUCCAUUUUGCGAGGCAAAAAAGCGCUCGGCUCCCACAUCACAAGGGGUUGUUUGCAUGACGGCGAAGGUGAAAACCGAGCCAGGCACCUUCGACGCUGAUACCGAGCCGUGUCCGAAAAAGCGGCGCUCCGCCAUGCUGAUCGGUCGCCCGUCCGAGGACUUGGAGCUUGACGGCGUAGAGGACUCUUUGAAAUCCGCGUCCCGUCUCCUGGUUUUGCAGACCAAAGGGGAAAAUAUCUUUGAAGGGCGAGACUUGCGGAUUGCGAUGCACAGGGUUUCCUUAGACACGCAAAUGCCCGACCCAGAGCGAGCACCGCAAAGCAGCGUUGAGGACAAGGAUAGGCAAAUCACUCAGCUACAAUCGGAGAAUAGAGAACUGCAGCGGCGCCUCAGCCAGGCCCAGGACCGUAUGUUGGUGAAGAAUCAGGCCGUUGAGGCACUAAUGGAGCAAAACCGCAUCCUUCGGAAUUGGCUAAACGACGAGGAGCUGUGCAAGCAGCUGCCACAAAUACCCAUUGAU
Molecule: messenger RNA, 1140 nt
Organism: Mesorhabditis spiculigera
Lineage: Eukaryota; Metazoa; Nematoda; Chromadorea; Rhabditida; Rhabditidae
Source: the annotation of a GenBank genome assembly